AUGAGCUCUAUCUUGGGUGAUGGUGUGAGGGGGAGCGUGUGUGGUGGCUGCCUGAGCAAGGCCCGUGCUACUGCCGGCUCCUCCAAUUCACAAGUGGCGGCGUCAGCCUGCGGGAACUACGCGGUGAUGAAGCUGGCAGAAGGGAAGGAGAAGAUGGAGAAGGAGCGGAGACCUCAUUCUCUACUAGACAUUAAGUUUAGGAAUGGUUCUAUCGAAAUUCCAUGCCUUGUUAUUGAUGAAUAUACAGGUGGUCUUUUCAGGAAUCUCAUUGCUUUUGAGCAAACCUGCCCUCAGUUUGGGGAUGACUUCACGGCUUACAUUGUUUUCAGAUCACAGAAUAUUAGUAUGCCAGAAGAUGUAACUCUACUUGUUGAUAGAGAAAUAAUUGUCCACCACCUUGAUAGUGAUAAGCAUGCAUCUGAUUUAUUUACCGUGCUCAGUAAAGAUGUAGUAUUUGAUUUCAAUGGCAAGUAUUACUUAAAGCCACUCUGCUUGCCCAUGGAAGCACACUAUCAGAGUCGUCUAAACCGAUGGAUUUCUCGGCUCUGGGUGAAUCAUUUCAGUAAUCCAUGGUUGGCCUUAGCUGCAUUAGGGACAGUCCUUGUGCUUAUCUGCACCAUUGUUCAAACCAUCUUAACUGUGCUGGCAUGCGUUAAACCACUUGAUCACAAAUGA
Messenger RNA from Panicum virgatum (switchgrass), 675 nucleotides. RefSeq names its product UPF0481 protein At3g47200-like. The record is from RefSeq and is a predicted model, not a curated record. The coding region runs from base 1 to 675 and encodes 224 amino acids. Lineage: Eukaryota; Viridiplantae; Streptophyta; Magnoliopsida; Poales; Poaceae. The transcript has 2 exons.